Molecule: messenger RNA, 519 nt
Organism: Candida tropicalis MYA-3404
Lineage: Eukaryota; Fungi; Ascomycota; Pichiomycetes; Serinales; Debaryomycetaceae
Exons: 1
Coding region: 1-519 (172 amino acids)
Biological process (GO): signal transduction
Cellular component (GO): Ragulator complex
Source: RefSeq, a predicted model, not a curated record
AUGUUACAACAGAGACAAAUAUCCAAAAUACUUGAACAAGGAUUAAAACCAAUUGAAUUUCCACAAAAAAGAAGAAGAACUAAUGAAAACGAAGAUGAAGUAUUAUCUACUGGUUCAAUAAAUACAAUUUCAUUAUUAUCAAAUCAAGGAAUUCCUUUAAUUACAAUAUCUCAACCUGCUACAUCAUCAUCAUCAACAACAUCAUCAACAACAUCAUCAACAACAACAACGACAACAAGGAGUACAUCGAGAAGUAAAGAAGAUUAUAAAAUAUAUUCUAUACUAAGUUAUAAUUCAUUAAAAAAUACUAAAGAUAAUAAAGAUGAAUCUGAAAGUGAAUUGGAAUGGAAUAUAAUUGAAUUUGAAAAAGAUUUGAAAUGUUUAAUUCAUAAAGUAUUAGAUUUAUAUUUGAUUUUAUAUUAUAAUAAUGAUGAAAUUCCUGAUGAAUAUGUUAAAAUUAUACUGGAUAAUUUAUGUCUGGUUUUAAAAGAUGGUUUAAAAGGUUAUAGUGAUGAAUAA